Penicillium canescens is the source of this 3354-nucleotide messenger RNA. RefSeq names its product calcium/hydrogen antiporter. Gene Ontology annotation, biological process: intracellular calcium ion homeostasis; calcium ion transmembrane transport. The coding region runs from base 1 to 3354 and encodes 1117 amino acids. The transcript is spliced from 5 exons. The record is from RefSeq and is a predicted model, not a curated record. NCBI's taxonomy places the organism in Eukaryota, Fungi, Ascomycota, Eurotiomycetes, Eurotiales, Aspergillaceae. Gene Ontology annotation, molecular function: calcium:proton antiporter activity. Gene Ontology annotation, cellular component: endomembrane system; membrane.
AUGGCUGAUAAAGGGAACACUGACUCUUCCGAGUCAACGCGACCAUCUGCAGCGAUGGGAAGUGAGAACCCGACACCCAGGGCGGUUCCUCCAGUGAGAUCAUCUGCACCCGGUCGGAGAACAUACGGUACACUCGAUUCGUCUUCACUUGAAGCGACAAAUCCAGAGGCGCGUCUCGAUGACGGUCAAGAAGAAACGAUGAGUCGCGUAUUUACAAACCAAUCGUCUACCGACCCCGAUAGACCUCGCAAACCAUCGGUCUCGCGCCGCAUGUCUUCCAAGCGUCAAAUCCCCCACAAGGGGCAGGAGUUCUCGACGGACGAUGAUGUCUCCGAGGUCCACCAAUACAUGGCCAUGAAGGGUCCCAAUACGCAAACAUCCCCCAGAAUACGACCCUUGCGAACGCAAAGCUCAACCCUCAGGAGACGUCCCAGUGCUCGGCCCAGUCCCCUUGCGAGAGGGGAGUCAGAGAGUUACAAUCCAGACGACAGCGGGUUGCCAGAUCCCGGGUUGGAUGUCGACGAAGAAAUCCCUUCCUUUAACCAGGCUGAUGAGAAUAGUGGGAUGGAUAGUGAUGAUGAUGAGGUCACCGAAACGUUGGAAGAUGAUGAAGACGCUGCCAGUGACGCGGAGAGCUUCACCCUCAAAGAUCGUCAGCAAGCCAUCAACGAAACUCACCCAUUUGGUAUCAGGAUCUGGAAGCCUGCGUUGUAUAAAAAGAGUCGCUCUGUAGAGAAGACCGCCGAGGGAGAUAUUCACUCUUCACCAGGCGGCCGUGUCAGUCCAAUGCUAUUCUUGACUAACUUGUUGUGGUCUUUGUUCUUUGGAUGGUGGCUUGCCCUCAUUUCUCUUCUGGCUGCGGUUGCAUGCUUUUUCUUUGCCUACUCAUCGAGUGCUAUGGCAUAUGGAAGAGUAUUUGCGGGUCUUUCACGAUAUCUGCUCUACCCCUUUGGGUCGUUUGUCCUUCUAGAGACCGACGAGCAUUAUGCCGAAGAGGACGAAGGCGAGGGACGCAGUAUCAGCGAAUAUGAGCAAUGGCAGAAUGGCGAUCUAGAACAUGGCCGUCUGUUCUUUGGGCCUCGCAGGGAUCGAUCACUCGUCGGCAGACGAAGGAACAGCGUCGAUUCAGCCGGUGAGCAGGACAGUCUGCUCGGACGACCUCAACGUGGACAGCAUGAUGACUUUCAGUUGGCCCACUCUAAACGUCGCCUUUUCGGGCGUGGCGAAUGGACCUUGGGUCGGGUCGUGUUCUUCGUGUUCUUCUAUUUCCUCGUCGGACCACUGAUGCUUCUGGUGUCGCUCACCUGCUGGCUGCUGGUUUUCUGGAUUCCCAUGGGGCGCAUCACGAUCACUCUAGUGAGCCAUCUACGCAGGCACCCUUUGGCGCUGUCCUUCCAUUCCGAUACCACCUAUGCUAGAUCGAGCACUACUUCCUCGUCUUCAAUCCUGCUCUGCACCUACCGAGCAGCGGGAACCAGGUACUGGAAGUACACUGUUGAUGGAACGAACAUCUUCCUGAUCAACUUGCUUGGUGUGGUCGUCUUUGUAAUCGUCGACUAUUUCUUCCUUGGGAAAUUCUUGGGCCUGGAGAACUGGAUCACGCAUCCGGGGCUAAUAUUCACUCUGGCUCUGCUUUCCAUCAUCCCUCUGGCCUACUUCAUUGGGCAAGCCGUCGCCUCGAUUUCUGCACAGUCUUCGAUGGGCCUGGGUGCUGCCAUCAACGCUUUUUUCUCCACUGUUGUAGAAGUGUAUCUGUAUUGUGUUGCCUUGACUGAAGGUAAAGCUCAGCUUGUUGAGGGAAGCAUUAUCGGCAGUAUUUUUGCUGGUAUUUUGUUCCUUCCUGGCUUGUCCAUGUGCUUCGGUGCGAUCAAGCGCAAGACUCAACGGUUCAAUGUGAAAUCAGCCGGUGUCACCUCGACAAUGCUGUUGUUUGCGGUGAUCGCUGCAUUUGGGCCCACCCUCUUCUAUCAGGUUUAUGGCAGUCACGAACUAAAUUGCCACUCGUGCGUCAACUCCAUCGAUUCCGAGAGCCGGGAUUGUCGACGCUGUUAUUUCUCUCAGACGGCGGCUAUUAACGACCAGUUCUUCCAAAAGGCUGUGCAACCAUAUGCGUGGUUCGCCGCUGUCUUCCUAUUCCUGUCAUACAUCAUCGGUUUAUGGUUUACUCUGAGAACCCAUGCUGCUCUUAUCUGGGCAACUGAAAUGGAAGAGAAGAAGAAUGCUCAGGCCACUCAAGAGUCAUCCUUCUAUGAGCCAAGGCACCUCUUAUUCCCGAGUGGUCAACCCGAAGCUUCCGGUGCUGUCUCUGGAAGCAAGGAUUCAAUCCGUGAAUCCCAGUUGUACAAGCGAAUCCUAGGCCAGUCCCUGAGGCACUACGGGUUCGAGGACAAUGGCACAGGCAACUGGGAGCCGGCGGAAGGUGAAGCAAGAACAGAAUCCAGAAACAACAUUCCGCACUUGGUACCACCGCGGUCUAGCGGCGACGACAACUAUGGGUCAAAGGCUGUCGGUGGUCUAUCCAGAGAAGACAACGAACGCCUAGUACGCCAAGUUACUGAAGUGGCAGCGACAGCUGCGGCAGUGGCUGCUCGUGAUGCAACUCGAAGCCGCAAGACCCCUGCUCAGAGUUCUGCCAACCGACAGGCUGGCCGUGCAGCAGCAGAACAACCUCGUACCCCUGGAGAAGAGCUUGAGGAUAUUGGUUUGAAUGUUGAGGCUGCCCAGGCCGGUGGAGGACAUGAUGCACCCAAUUGGAGCAAAGCCAAGAGUUCUAUCAUUCUUCUUGGAGCAACAUUCCUCUAUGCAGUUAUCGCUGAGAUCCUUGUCAACACGGUUGAUGUUGUCUUGGAGAGCGUGGACAUUGACGAAAAGUUCCUCGGUAUUACUCUUUUCGCACUGGUCCCCAACACCACAGAAUUCUUAAACGCCAUCUCCUUUGCCAUGAAUGGCAAUAUUGCAUUGUCUAUGGAAAUCGGUUCCGCCUAUGCACUACAGGUCUGUCUGUUACAGGUGCCCGCUGUGGUUCUUUUCAGUGCAUUCUAUGGACGCAUGUUGGACCCAUCUGAGCUUGUCAGCCACUCAUUCAACCUGAUCUUCCCUCAAUGGGACAUGAUCACCGUUAUUCUGUGUGUGUUCCUGUUGUCAUAUGUCUACGGUGAAGGAAAGAGCAAUUACUUCAAGGGCUCUAUUCUCGUUCUCACCUACUUCGUCGUUGUUCUUGGCUUCUACAUGUCAGGCUAUGUCAACAUAGACAGCAUGGGCGUAGACCGGUUUGAUACUCUCGCUCUGGGCGGCACAAGCAGCGCCGAGAAGUUCUACACGAUUGGCCGAACAAGAGGUGGGGAGGCCUACUAA